CCACGUUCUAGCUGCUGAAGACAAGUACGCUAUGAAUCAGUGCUAUUCUCUACCAGUGUAUCUGUAGCAUCCAAUCGAAAACGGUUCAUUUCUAAUUAUCGGGUCUGAUCUAGUUAUGUCAAUCAGAGACUACUCCGAAGAAUUCUGGAGAGGCUGGGCUGCACAGUUGCCAUUGUUAAUGAUGGGCAACAGGCCCUCGAUUACCUGGCCGGUCCGCCUGUAGCUUGCCCACCACCAGAUAUCAUCUUGAUGGAUGUUUCAAUGCCUGUCAUGGACGGAUAUACUGCUGUACAGAUCAUCCGCACGCAGCUUCCAUUCAGCGCCAACCCGAGACUUCAGACAACACCAAUCAUUACCAUGAUCGCGCAUAAAAUUCCAGAAUACCGCAUGCGCCAAGGCUGGAUUCAAGACACCAUAGGCAAACCGGUGAGAGUGUCGCAUAUGAAGCAGACUCUCCUAAGGUGGUCCCGAAAAGAGAUCAUCCCCAUACCCGGUUCGCAAACUGCGGUUGCUCAUCCGGCAUGGGGGCCACAUCCUUUACGAGCGCAUCGUGGACCUCGAUCUCUUUUAUAGUUGUAGCCAUUGCAGCUAUCUCGACAAACAGUGCGGGAGUCCUGGGGGUGCUGUCAUCCUUCAGUGGCCUAUGUCCAUAGCUACCCCGGUGUAAUCACAUCGUCAACGAUUUCACAUCGCGUCAGAGAAAAGAGAUGAGACCUGGGAAAGAACCAAUAGUCAAUGUGAUCAAUGUAGAUCAAUCAUUCCGAGGGCCAACGCUAGGGAUCACCCCUGACCCUCAGCAAUGAUUUCAGUCGCAGUGGCAAUCACAGUUCAAGUCUUGUAAACACCUGACGUCAAUUUUAACCUUUAACUUCACCUGGAAAGCUGUGGGUCGAUCGCCUUUCAAGGUUGUCAACUUGUUUUUUCUCUUUAUUGUUUCUCACGAUGUUUCGAAGUUUCGCU
This is a messenger RNA of Penicilliopsis zonata CBS 506.65, 960 nucleotides long. RefSeq lists its product as hypothetical. The transcript is spliced from 2 exons. The record is from RefSeq and is a predicted model, not a curated record. NCBI's taxonomy places the organism in Eukaryota, Fungi, Ascomycota, Eurotiomycetes, Eurotiales, Aspergillaceae. The coding region runs from base 250 to 573 and encodes 107 amino acids. Gene Ontology annotation, biological process: phosphorelay signal transduction system.